AUGGACGAAGAUGAAUAGAUAGAUUAGACAUUGGUCACAUUUGGUUCAAUAAUUGCAAUAUCAGAUUUUGUUGAUCAAAAUGCAUUCUUAUUUUCUGAUGGAUUUUUAAAACCAGAAGUAUUUUUAAAAAACUUUGUACAUAAAGAAUAAAAAAAGUAUAAAAGAAUAAUAUAAAAGAAAAACAUUUGAUGGCUUAGAUAAUGAUUCUUUUUACAAAUGCUUAUUUUAAGUAUUACCUAGGGUUUCUGAUACAGUUAAGACUCGUAUUUUAUAAGAUAAUAAUGUAACUGAUAUUAAGUCUGGAGAAAAGGAUAAUAAAGAUGUAAAAAUAAUAAAUUUGAAAUUUAGGAUAAGAUGAAAAUGCCAACAUAAAGAAUGAAUGAAGAGCUAAGUUAAUUAAUGAAUGAGUAUAAACAAAAUAUUGAUGCAAUUGAUAAAUCAAGAUGUUAAAAAUUAACAUAUCAUUAACCUUUUUAAUUAUUACAUAUAGCAAGUGGUAGAUUUUUAGCCUGUCAUGAUAAUGAAGCAUAAUUAGAAAAUCAAAAUUAUUUGAUAAAAUUAGAUGAUUUUUCAAGUGAUUACACAGUAUUUAAAAUAGUACCUGCAUAUAUGUAUUAAAGUCAUGGUGAAUAAGAUGUAAAUGCAGGUGAAAUGUGUGCAAUAACAAGAGCUAUGCCAAUUUCAAAUAGAUUUGCCUUUAUUAAUUGUUCAUUGUUAGAGAUUUCAGAAAUAAAAGGUAAUGCUUCUUAAAAAUCGGAACAUAUAUAAAAGAGAGAAAUAAAUGCUAGUGUUGAAUAAUCUCAUUCUUGGAAAAUAGUUUUGUUUUAAUAAUACAUUUCUGAAAAUUCUAGAAAUCUAAGAGUAGGAGAUUGUAUAUGGCUUUAUCAUAGUGAAGCUGAAGCUACACUUUCAGUGUAAAAGCAUAAAGAAGCAGUAGAUAAAGCAAAUUUUACAUUCUAUCAUCUAUCUGAAUGGUUAUCUAUUAAUAAUUUAUAUGUUGCUAUUGCAAAGUCUUAAACAGAGAGUGCUUAAGGAUAUUAAGGUAGUACAAAUGGAUUAUGGUAAAUUGAAGGAGAAGAAUUCCUUUAAGGAGGAUUUGUUAAAUAUGAGGCUGGAUAUAGAUUAAAGAAUGUAACAACUGGAUAUUAUUUAAGUGUUUCAGAAAUUUAAGGAGAUAAAAAUAAUAAAUAAAAUAAAAAGUAAUAAUAUAAAUAUCGUCUUACUUAAGAACUUGAUAAAUCAACUAUUUUCACUUUUGUGGAUCUUAAAACACAACCUAAUUAAAAAUAUUUAAAAGGAGGAAGUUAUACUUAUUUAUAAAAUAGAUAAAGUUAAAAUUGGAUGGAUUUUUAAAGUGAUAAAUAAAAUCAUGAAUAUAUUCCAAUAUUAAAAGCACCUAAUGAAAAAACUGAACAUGCUGUAUUUAAAAUUCAUAUGGCUACUAAAAAUGAAGUUUGGGAAAUCUAAUUCUUAUAAUCUUGUUUUAGAAGAUUAGCUAAAUUUGUUAUCUAAAUUUAAGAUCCAAAAUAUCCUGGAAUUGAUAACUUCUCUUCUAAAAGGAAAUGGUUUGGUGUAUUUUAAUAAUUAAAAAGUUGUAUUGCAGAAUUAGAAAAUUUUGUUAAUAAUAAAUCUUAUACAACAUCUGCAGAAUAAUAAUUUGGAGCUAUCAAUCAAUAUAGAUAAAAAUUAAUGAGAGAAUAAUUUUAUAUUGAUAUUUUAAUCAAAAUUUUAGAAAGAAUUAUUACUAAAGGAGAAUUAGAAUUUUAUUAAAAGAUUGAAAUUGAUGCAGAAAAAAAUGAUAGAUAAUAAAAAAAUAUUUUUUAAGUUGAAAGUAAUAUAAUUUUUGAAGAUAAAGCUUUGAUGAUGCAUGAAUAUAAAACAGAAAAUACAUUAAAAACAUAAUAUUAUAAUUAUGUUAAAUCUAAAGUUGAAUUAAUUGAUUAAAUCUAUUAAUUUUUAGGAUCUGUAUGUAAAUUAAAUAAAGAGAAUCAAAUUUAUACUUAUGAUUUAAUACCUUAUUUUUAAUUACAUACAAAAUAUUUACCAAAAGCAAUUGAAGCUGUUAUUAAUAUUGUAGCUAAUAAUAAAUAUUUAUUAUUUAAAUUAAGUGAAGACAUUAAAAUUGAAUUCUAUGAAGAAAAUGAAAAUGAAAAUGACUAAAUAAAAAUAUUAAUUAACUUAUAUUAAUUUGAUGAUAAAGAAGAUUAAAUAGAGAUAAAAUAACAUGAAAAAAUAAUGAAAAAACCUGUUCCUUUAAUUGAAUAUUUUAUAAACUUAUUAUGGGAUGAUGAAGCUAAAAAUAAUUCUUAUUAUUUGAAAUUUUUAAGAAAUAUAUGUAGUCAUUCAGAAUCACCAAUAUAAAUAAAUUAAGAAAAUAUAUUUAAAUUAUACAAAAAAAAUAAUACAAAAUAACCAAAAUUGGGAGUUGAAACAAAAGCUGAAGAAAGUAAAAGUAAUGAUGGUACUGUAAGAUUAACAUCAAAAGCUGGUUAGUUAAUUAUUCCAUAAGAUUGUGAUAUUAGAGAUGUAAAUAAAAGUUCAAGGGAUAAAUUUAUGUAUAUUAUUGAACAAAUCACUUUUUUUUCAGAAGUUGCAUUAGGAAGAAAUUAUUCUUGGAAGAAUGAAUUAGGUGCUUAAUUUGAAAAAUCUUUUUUGUUUAGAAAUAUUUGGUUUAAAAAUCCUAUUGACUCUAAAUAUUUAGAUUUAUAACCUGGCUUUGCUAGAUUAGCAUUAACAUUAUAUAUAGAUUAAGAACCUUUAAGAAUAAAGAGAGCACCUAUUAUGUGUUAAUUAUUUAGUGAAUGUGAUAAACCAAAAGAUUAUAUUCUUUUUAAGAGUUCAACAAAUGCUGGAUCUUCAAAUGUUUAGGAAUUGAAUACAUAUAAAGAUCUAGUUUAGAAUUUAAUGAAUUAUGUUAAUGAGAAAGGAGAUGAAAUAUAUUAAGUAAUGUGUCCUGCACCUAAUAAUUAAGGUGGUGAUGAAAGAGAUUCUAAAAGGAAUUAAAAUUAAUAAGGUUUUGAUUUUUUAAAAGAAGAAUUGAUUUUAAAUACUAUGAGGAUUUUGGAUAAGAUUAUGAAAUUGAAUUUAAUUUGGGUUUUAGAUUAUUCAUUAGGAGAUACAUUAUAAACUAAUUUAAGACCAUAAAUGUUCAUUUAAUCAAUGGUUAAAUCUUGUUUAGAUAUAUUUACAUAUGAAAAAUAUGAACUUAAUUUAAUUUAAGCUCAUUGUUAAACAGAAAGACAAAAAGUUUAAUAAAAAUUAUAAGAUAAAUAAAAUAUUCAUAAGUUAAGUGCACCAAAUUUUAUGAAUCUAUUGAAAAAAAAAAAUAAAGAAGAAGAUGAUAAUGAAGAAUAAAGAGGAGAAAGUUAAACAUCUAAUGAUUAAAAUACAUAUUUAAAUCCUGUUAUGAGAGGAUAUUUAAAAUUAGCUUCAAUUAUGUAAACAAUGAAUUUUUUGGAUCCUAAAUUUGUUGAAAAUGAAGUUUAAUUAAAAAUUAAGAUAUGUGAUUUUAUGGAAUAUUUAUUAGAUCUAAGAUAAGAUUUUAUGAUGUAAAAUUGUAUUGUAUUUUUUAAAAUAUAUGUUUUAUAAGGAGAUCAUAUUGAAAAUAAUCCUGUUGCUUAUAGUGAGUAUUUAAAAAAAGAAAAUAAAAAAAAGCCUCCUGGUCAUAGAAAAAAAUACGAAGAAUUAAAUUAAAGACAAAAAAAUCUAUUAAUUAUUUAAAGAUUGUUAAAAAAUCAUGCAUAAGGAUUACUUCCAAAUUUAGCUUAAACUGGCAUAAAAGAGAUUGAUGAACCUGUAAAAGAAGAAAUAAGUUUAACAUCAUUUACCAAAAAUUUAAUGAAAAUAAAUAAAUAAGAAGAAAAGCCAAAAACCAGAUUUUAUAAUUAUAUCAAUAAUCCUAAAAUUCCAGAAAUUUUAGAUUUAGAUUAAUAUUUAAGUUUAGCAUUAGGUGAUUUGAAUCCAAAUGAUUAACCAGUGGCAAGUUUGUUACCAACAUUUUUACAUACAUUUUAUCAUGUAAAAGAUAAAGAACUUGAAAAAAGAUGUCUUUAAUUGUUAUUAAGAUUAUUUACAUAAAAAGAAGAAUUUAAAAGAAAUAUGUUAAAUAUGUAAGUAAUUUUUGAUACUGAAAAGACAAUAUUACAUAAAUAUAUAACAAUGAAUUUGGAAAAAUUCUAAACUUUAAAUGAUCGUUUAGAUUCAUGGAUGUCUAGUUAUAUAUUUGAAGAUCGAAUUAAUGUUGAUUUUCAAUAGGCAUAGAAAUACUUAACAAGUUUUUAUCAUGGAUUAAAAAGUGAAAUAAAAUUAGAGGAUAACGAAUUAAUUUCAACAUUAGAUGUGAUUGAUCCUAAGAAAUAAUAAUUGUAUGCAAAUUUAGGAGCACAUAUUGCAGUAGUUAAUUUAUUGCCUAAUGGUUUAAGAUAUAUUCAUGAAUAUAUUAUGGAUAGAGAAUUAGAAGAAGAUAAAAAAAUUGUUAUGAUUGAUUUUUUUAGACUUGCUUUUGAAGUUCUUAAAAACUUUUGUUUUAAUAAUAAUGAAAAUUAAAUUAUACUUUAUGAAUAUUUAAAUUUUUUUAGACAUAUGUAAUAUGAUCUAGGUUAAUUAGAAUUAAUUGAAGCUAUAUUUUAAAAUAAUAAGAUUUUACUUGUUUAAAAAGUAAAUUAAUAAGUAAUAGAUAUAAUUUUAUAACUUAUACUUAAAGAGGGAAGACAAAAGAGAUUUUUAAAAGUAUUUUAAUCAUUAAUGAUUUAUCAACAAAGUUAUAUUUUUGAUAAUUAAAUUUUAAUAUAAAAUAGUCUAUUGCCAAUAGAAUUUGGAGAAAAAGAUAUUAAAAUAUUGUAUUGUGAUGGAUCAAGAAACACUGAUUUAAAAUUAUUUUUAGAUGAUCCUAUUUAAGAACCUGAUUUAAAAUUUGUUGAUAAACUUAGAGAAAUAGAUUAUAGAGAUACAUUUCGAGAUGAACCAUUUUAUUAUCAUGCAUAAUUAUUAGAUAUUCUAAUAUAAACUACUUUAAAUAAUGUAGAAAAAAGAAAAUAUAAUUCAAAUACAAAGGAAGAAGAUGUUAAAAAGAAUUUUAACAUAAGUGUAAGUAAAUUAAAAAGAUUAUUUACAGCAGCUUAUCUUCUUGAAAUAUUAUGUUCUAGUGAUGCAUUUGUAAAAAUGCCUAUAACAACGAAAUCUCAAAUUUAAUAUUUAGAUAGUAAUGAAAAAAUGAAAGGAAUUACAUUAAUUAAAUUAUAAGUAAUUGAAUUUUUAAGAUUGGUUCAUAUUUCAUCUGAAAGAGGACAAGUAUAACAUUCUUAAUUAUUUCAUUGUCGAUAAUAAAUCAUAGAUUUUAUAACUUUUGAAAUUAACAGACUUGAUAAGAUUACUGAUUUAUAAUUAUUCACUCAAGAUUUAAAAACUUAUCAUAUUUAUGGAUUAUUUCCAUUUGUUUUGGCUUAUCAUGAUAGAUUCUUAAAAAAUAUUGAGAAAUAAGAUUUAAGAAAAGAUUUAUAGAUAAUUGAAAAAUAUAUAUAAGAAUGGUUAAAGAAAGUAAAAAUAUUAACAUCAGAAUCAAAUAUUCUUUAUCCAAUAAUAACAACUAGUGAAGAUGCAAAAUUGGUAGUUAGGUGUUUAUAAACAUUUUGUAAAAACUUUUAUGAAAAAACAGUAAGUUAAAAAGAUGAUCCCCUUUGGAAUUAAGUAAAGAUUAAAUUAGACUCUUUAAUAGAUGUAGAUUAAGAAGAAAAUAAAGUUGAUUUAGAUAAUAAUGAUAAUACUCUUAAUCCGAAACCUGUAAUUGAAAUAAUUGGAGGAGGAUAUCAUUCAAAAAAAAGCAGUUUAACAUCAAAAUAAUUUAGUAAUCCUGAUGAGUAACUUGUGCAAAAGUCAAGUAAAAAAUAUUUGCCAAAUAAAAAGAAAGUACAUGUAUUUGCAGAGAAAGAGAAAGAAAAAGAUGAAAGUGAAGAAAAUUUAUUAGAAGGUUAUGAUUCUAAAAAAUCUAAUAAGGUUGAAAAAUUGUGGAAAUAAUUUUUAAAAGAAUUAUUAAAUAAAGAUUAAUUUAUAAAAGAAGCUGAAAAAGAAAGAGAAACUAUUGCUAAUGCCAUUUUAAAUAUAUCUAGUUUAUUAAAACCAGAAUUUAGUAAGAAUUUAACUAAUAAACCUGAUGUUAAAAGCAUAUCUAGAAAAUUAAUAUCUUAUCUCUAAUCUGCUUUUUCAGAUCCUAAUUGUAAAGGAUCUAUAUAAACAUUAUUACAUAUUUUAAAAAAAAUUAUUGAUACUGAUCCAGCAAGAAAAGUAGAAAUGCAAAGUUUAUUUGAUAAAUUAGGAGCUACUUAAAUGGUUUUAUUAGUUUUAAGUGAAAAUAAUUAAGAUAAGAAAUUAAUGAUGGUAAUUAUAUUUAUUAUAUUAAAAAUAGUCAUUUCUUUAAUUUAUUAAUACAUUAUUAGAUGGAGGAAAUGAACAAGUAUAAGGAACUAUAUAUAGUUUUAUGAUAAAUUUCAGUUAAUCUGAAAAUAUUUUCUAAAAAAUAUAUUUUAUAAUCAGAAAACAAAUUGAAAAUUUAGAAAUCUUAUCUAAAUCUAAAGGGGGAUCGGAAGAUGAAUCUGCAGGUUUAUUAUAAAUAGAUUAUAAUGAAUUUUAAGAAGAUUUAAGUUUAGUUUUAGAAGUGUUGACAUUCUUAUAAAAUGCUGUUGAAGGUCAUUAUAGAAAGCUUUAAAACUAUUUUAGAGAAUAAACUAAUUCUAAAAAUAAUUAUGAUUUAACUAAUGCAAUUACUGAUCUAUUUAAAACUUAUUAUUAUGAUGGUAGAAUUUAAAAAAAUUAUGAUAAUAUGUUAAAAUGUUUGGAUACUUUAAAUGAAUUAGUUUAAGGACCUUGUUCAGAUAAUUAGAAAGCUAUUUCUGAAUCUAAAUUUUUGGAUAUUGCAGCUGAUUUAUUUGCCUAAUAAGAAAUCUUAUCUCCACCUGAUGAAAUUGAAUAAAUUGGAAAAAGAAAAUCUCUUUUGAAUUAACCAUUACAAAGAUGGCAAAUUUGUAGAUUAAUGAAUAAAAUAUUAAAUUUAAUUAUGAGUCUAUUAGAAGGAAGUGAGAUAAAUUAAAAUAAUCCUAUUUUAAAAAGAAUUAUGAGAAAUUUACCAAUUAAUUUAUUGGAAAAACAUUGUGUAAAUGAAUAUAAUAAAUUUGUAAAAAUUUAUGGUGAUAAAUAUGAAAUUGAAGCACUAGAGCAUUUAUCAAUUGAUCCAUAUUAAUUAAGAAAAAUGAAAGAAAGUAAAUAUGAUAGAAUAAAAUAACUAUCUUAAUAGUUUCCUUAUUUUGAAACUAUAUUAUAAAAUGGAUUUUUAUUAUUUUUCUUAAUGAGUUAUUAUAUGGAAUGUGAUCCUUAUAUUGUAAGUCCAAUAAUAAAAAUUACAAGAAUGCAUAAAAGAAAGAUAUUAAAAACACAAACAAGUAACGAAGUUUGGUAAAUAUUUAAGGAUUCUUUUAUAUAUAUGUUAAUACAAUUUACGAUUGCUUUGAUUAGAAAUUUAUUUGGAACUUUAAAUUCAAUGAAAAAUUUAGCAACAGAUUAGUUUAAAAAUAAUUAAAUCUAACCAGAUAUGUCUGAAGAGGAGAAAUAAAGAAUAAAAGAGGAAUAAUAUAGACAAGAUUUACAGUUAGCUAUAAACUUUUAUUUAGAGAAUAGCGCACAUAUAGAUGUUAUGCAUGAUGAUAAUCUUGAAGUUGUUUAUUUUAUAAAAUUGCCAUCAACAAAAUAUUUGCCUAAAGAAUAGAAGAUUCUAUUUCAUGAUCAGGUAGAUAGAAGUACUACAUAAUCUAAAGUUUAAGGAUUAAUGUAAGUAGCUCCUACAUUAAUUGAAGUUUGUAAACAUGAAGAAUAUUUAAAGAGAUUAUUUGAUAGAUAAAAAUAUUUAGCUUUACUUACUGAUUAUGUGAAAUUAUGGAGAGAAUUAGCAUUCUUCUUAACUUUAUUUUUAAAUUUAUUUAUACUUUUUAGUUUUGAUGGAUCAGUUGGAGAUAGAGUUUAAGAUUACAUUUUUUUUAGUUAAUAUGAAAAUUUUAAUCCUAUGGUUACUAAGACUAUCAUUUAUAUUAUUGGUAUUGUUAUGACUGGUUUAUCAUUAUUUGUUGUUUCGUUUUAUUUACUAAAAAAUGCUCCUUUAAUUCUAAAAAGAGCUUGGCUAUAAAAAGGGUUAUUUGAUAAUCAAGAUCCAAAUCCUUUAUUUAUUUUAAUAGAUAUGUUUUAUAAAUUCAUUUAAACUAUUUUAAGUUUUCUACAAGAAGUAGAAGUUAUGUAUUACAUUGCUUAUGGUUUAUUUGCAAUUUUAGGAACCUUCUAUCACCCUUUAUUUUUUAUAUUUCAUUUAACUGAAAUUCUAUUCAGAUAUCCAACACUUAAAAAUAUUAUUUUAUCAGUAUACAGACCUAGAACCUAAUUAAUUUUGACAUUUUUCUUACUUUUUUUAUUGGUUUAUGUAUUUACAAUUUUUGCAUAUUGGAGAUUAUCGAAUGAGUUUGCAGGAUAUUGUGAUACUUUAUUAUAUUGUUUUAUGAUGAAUAUAGAAUGGACUUUUAGAGGUUCAAUAGGAGAUUAUGUUUAGUAAGAACUAGAUAUAAAUAAUGUUGCAAGAGAAUUAGGUGUUGGUAGGUUUUUCUUUGAUGAAGUCAGCAAUAUUAUUUUAGGUGUAAUUAUGCUUAAUAUAGUGGCUGGUAUUAUUAUUGAUACAUUCGGAAGUUUAAGAGAAGAAGAAGGUAAUAAAUUAAAUGAUAUGGUUGACAAUUGUUUUGUAUGUGGAAACUUAAAGUAUUAUUAUUAUAGUUAAUAAUUAUUAGAGCUGAAUUUGAUCGAUUACAAUCAAAAAGUAAUGGAGGUUUUAGAGAACAUAUUAAAAUGAAUCAUUAUAUGUGGAAUUAUGUUCAUUUCUUUGCUUAUUUAAAAUGGAAAGAGAAAACUGAAUAUUCAGGAAUUGAAAGUUAUGUUGAUCAAAAAUUGAAAGAAGAAGAUCUUUGUUGGGUUCCUUUUAAUUAAGCUAGAGAAUUGGUCGAUUUAGAUAGCAAUAAAGGUAUUAAAGAGAAAGAACUCAUAUAAAAAAUAGAGGAAAAAGUAAUUAAUAUUUAUAAUUUAGAUUGUCUUUGUUUAAGAAUAAAUUAUUGAUAUGGGAAAACUAAUGAAAGUUGAGUUUAAGAAAAAUAAUUGA
This is a messenger RNA of Paramecium sonneborni, 9178 nucleotides long. NCBI's taxonomy places the organism in Eukaryota, Ciliophora, Oligohymenophorea, Peniculida, Parameciidae. The record is from the annotation of a GenBank genome assembly.